Messenger RNA from Ylistrum balloti, 465 nucleotides. RefSeq lists its product as uncharacterized. The coding region runs from base 1 to 465 and encodes 154 amino acids. The record is from RefSeq and is a predicted model, not a curated record. The transcript is spliced from 4 exons. Lineage: Eukaryota; Metazoa; Mollusca; Bivalvia; Pectinida; Pectinidae. Gene Ontology annotation, molecular function: protein binding.
AUGACCGUGCUGUAUCUGUCAGCAGAUAACCACACACUGAAAAUGUCAAUAUUUGGAAAACAAUAUUUAGGCCCUCUCAUUAGCUAUGCAGCCUCCCCAGUUUGGUGUCCUGUCUAUACCAAUCUACCAAGCAGUCUGAAAUUGGAAAAGGUGCCUGGACAGUGUUGUCCUAAAGUUGUAUUCGUCUUCACUGGAACAAUAAUAUCGUUUACUGCUCCUCCCAACAUGUGCUUUUACAAGGGCAAUUCUUAUGGAACUGGGGAGAAAUGGGAUGAUGGAUGUGAUUACAAAUGUGUCUGUACAGAUGCUGCAACGGGAAGAUAUAAGUGUACACAAAAAUGUGUCACUUGGAACUUGCCACCAAUAUGUCAUUUGAAUGAACCAGCUCCAGGCAAAUGCUGCAAGACACCUAAUUGUCCAUAUUUUGUAACAAUCAAUUACCCACCUGACUACCAAGAAGAGUGA